AUGUGGUCCAGCAAACGUGCUUCUCCCCCCGCCGCGGCCAGUAGCCCAACCGAAGUGGAGGCUGCUGCGCCCGUCACCACCAGACAGAAGAACCCCGGUCGUCGUAUUGCCCAGAUUGUGAAGCUUAAGCCCGAGUUUAUCGACAAGUACAAGGAGGUCCAUGCCAACGUCUGGCCCGAGGUUCUCAAGCAGAUCAAGGAGUGCAACAUUGUCGACUACAGCAUCUGGCACGAGCCCGAUUCACGCAUUUUGUUCGCCACCUUCAAGUAUGUCGGCUACGACUGGGCCGGCGACAUGGAGAAGAUGAAGGAAAAUCCGAAAGUGCGCGAGUGGUGGGCCAUGACCGACGGUUGGCAGGAGUCGGUGGUCCCCGGCGCCGUGAGCAGCGAGGCCGGCGAGCCGUCGUGGUGGAAGCCCGUCGAGGAGGUGUUUUACACGCCUUGA
Messenger RNA from Colletotrichum spaethianum, 444 nucleotides. Its product is annotated as L-rhamnose mutarotase. Lineage: Eukaryota; Fungi; Ascomycota; Sordariomycetes; Glomerellales; Glomerellaceae. Gene Ontology annotation, molecular function: racemase and epimerase activity, acting on carbohydrates and derivatives. The record is from RefSeq and is a predicted model, not a curated record. The transcript is spliced from 2 exons. The coding region runs from base 1 to 444 and encodes 147 amino acids.